Molecule: messenger RNA, 4208 nt
Organism: Artibeus jamaicensis (Jamaican fruit-eating bat)
Lineage: Eukaryota; Metazoa; Chordata; Mammalia; Chiroptera; Phyllostomidae
Gene: ZNF569
Product: zinc finger protein 569
Exons: 5
Coding region: 322-2463 (713 amino acids)
Biological process (GO): regulation of transcription by RNA polymerase II
Molecular function (GO): DNA-binding transcription factor activity, RNA polymerase II-specific; RNA polymerase II cis-regulatory region sequence-specific DNA binding
Source: RefSeq, a predicted model, not a curated record
UGGACCUUUUCAGAUUCUUUUCAGCACAUAGCGGCAAUCCCACGGACUCCGAGUGCCGGGAUCAAGGGAAGCUGCUUCGGUAAAACUUAAACCGAGCUUCCUCUGCAGAUCGGGGCGCCCUUAAACGCCGCAGUCGGUUUUUGAGAGUAUUUGCAACUGGGAAAAACUGUCCAGCCUGGGUGAGCCGAGGAGGGCUGUGGGAAGUGUCGUCCCGCUUCUAAGAGCCCAAGGCUCGUGCUGCCCCUCCGCUGAAGCUCGCAGUGGCCCCCGUGGCGUCCCUGCAGCACCACGCACCAGCUGUGCCACUUGGUCGGCGCUGAGAUGUGGAAUUGGGGCCUUUGUCUGAGAGCCCGGUGCUCUGCCUUCUCAGGCUCUGCCCAUUCCCAGAAAGAAGAGGAAAUGACUGAGCCCCAGGGAACAGUGACAUUCAAAGAUGUGGCUAUUGACUUCACCCAGGAAGAGUGGCAGCAGUUGGAUUCUGCUCAGAGGAACCUAUACUGGAAUGUGAUGCUAGAAAACUAUAACAACUUAAUCACAGUGGGCUGUCCAUUCACCAAACCUUAUGUGAUUUUUAAGUUGGAGCAAGAAGAAGAACCAUGGGCUGUGGAGGAGAAAGAAGUGUUAAGGAGACACUGUCCAGGAGAAAUCUGCAGAAUUGAUGACCAUCAGAAUAUACAGGACAAACUUUUGACACAACUUGAAGAUAAGUUUAUAAAAGCACUAACUGAAGAAAAAUUCAGUAAAUGUCAUAAAAAAAUUUCUGAUUCAUUUUCUCCAAAUUCAGACUUUUUUUCUUCUAGUCACAACCUUCAUGACUAUAACUUAUUUGGAAAAUGUCUAGAAUGUAAUUUUGACUGUCAAAAUAAUGAGAGAAUUCUUAUAAAAAAGGAAUACUGUGGAUAUAAUGAACCCAUAAAAUCAUCUGGCAAUAGCUUAUCAAAUCUUGUAAUAACCCCUUUUAAGUGUGAUAAUUGUGGAAAAGGAUUUAGUCAAACCUUGGACCUAAUCAGACACCUGAGAAUUCAUACUGGAGAGAAACCUUAUGAAUGUAAAAAAUGUAGAAAAGCCUUUAGCCAGAAGGAAAACUUCCUAAAACAUCAGAAAAUUCACACUAGGGAACAAUCUUAUGAAUGUAAUAAAUGUGGGAAAGCUUUCAUUAAAGUGUCAAAUCUCAUUAGACAUCAAAUAAUUCAUACUGGAGAGAAACCCUAUGCAUGUAAAGAAUGUGGAAAAUUUUUCAGUCAGAAAUCAAAUCUCAUUGAUCACGAAAAAAUUCACACUGGAGAGAAACCUUAUGAAUGUGAUGCAUGCAGAAAAACAUUCAGUCAGAAGCAAAGCCUCAUUGCACAUCAGAAAGUUCAUACUAGGGAGAAACCUUAUGCAUGUAAUGAAUGUGGUAAAGCUUUCCCCCGAAUUGCAUCUCUUGGUCUUCACAUGAGAAGUCAUACAGGAGAAAAACCUUAUAAAUGUGAUAAAUGUGGAAAAGCCUUCUCUCAGUUUUCCAUGCUUAUUAUACAUAUGAGAAUUCAUACAGGUGAGAAACCCUAUGAAUGUAAAGAAUGUGGAAAAUCAUUCUCUCAAAGCUCAGCCCUUACUGUACAUAUGAGGAGUCAUACUGGUGAGAAACCCUAUGAAUGUAAGGAAUGUGGAAAAGCCUUCAGCCACAAGAAAAACUUCAUUACACACCAAAAGAUUCAUACUAGAGAGAAACCUUAUGAAUGUAAUGAAUGUGGGAAAGCAUUUAUUCAGAUGUCAAAUCUUGUUAGACACCAGAGAAUUCACACUGGAGAAAAACCCUAUAUAUGUAAAGAAUGUGGGAAAGCCUUUAGCCAGAAAUCAAAUCUCAUUGCUCAUGAAAAAAUUCAUUCUGGAGAGAAACCCUAUAAAUGUAAUGAAUGUGGUAAAGCCUUCAGCCAAAAGCAAAACUUUAUUACACAUCAGAAAGUUCACACUGGAGAGAAACCUUAUGAUUGUAAUAAAUGUGGUAAAGCCUUCUCUCAAAUUGCAUCCCUUACUCUUCAUCUGAGAAGUCACACAGGGGAAAAACCCUAUGAAUGUGAUAAAUGUGGGAAAUCCUUUUCUCAGUGCUCAUUGCUUAAUUUACAUAUGAGAAGUCAUACAGGUGAGAAGCCUUAUGUAUGUAAUGAAUGUGGAAAAGCUUUCUCUCAAAGAACUUCCCUUAUUGUACAUAUGAGAGGUCAUACUGGUGAGAAACCCUAUGAAUGUAAUAAAUGUGGAAAAGCUUUCUCUCAAAGCUCAUCCCUUACUAUACAUGUACGAGGUCAUACAGGUGAGAAACCCUUUGACUGUAGUAAAUGUGGAAAAGCCUUCUCUCAAAUCUCAUCUCUUACACUUCAUAUGAGAAAACAUACAGGUGAGAAGCCUUAUCAUUGCGAUGAGUGUGGUAAGGCUUUCAGUCAAAAGUCACAUCUUAUUAGACACCAGAAAAUUCAUACUUAUUAGAAAUAGAAACCUUAUCAAUAUUGUGAAUAUGGAAACACCUUCAGAAGGAAUUAGCACCUUCUAACAUAUUACAUAAUUGAUUCUAGAGCCAAAAACUGCAUAUGGGAAAGCUUUUGAAGAAGUCACACAUUUGUGAAAUAUGAGAAUUACUGCCAAGGUUACAAAUUGUGUAGUGAAAAAGCUGAUUAUCCAAAACUUUUAGCAGAUAUCUAUUGCUAUUUAUUAAUCAUUCGCAGUAAAGCUUAAAACAAGUUAUUUUCUGUCAGCUUAUCAACAUGAUACUUGAGCUCCUAGCCAAUGUAUUAUCAAGAAAAAGAUUGAAGGGGAAAAGAAACUAUAAAAAUAAACUUUAAUAUGAGAAAUAAUUAGAAAAUGUAUUGAUAUAAAAUAUCUAGAAAUAGACACAAUGAAUAUUAUGUAUCACAUUUUGAAGAGCAUUAGAUAAUGCUAAAAUUUUGGAAAAAUACCAUGGAAAAGUCUUGGCAUUAUAAACAAUAUUUUUUCUUACAAAUCUCUAACAUACUUGUAAAGUACUUUUACUCAGAAUUUUCAUUAGUUAUAAUUUAAAAAUUUUACAAGCUGAUUCAAAAUUUUAUAUUGGAAUGUAAAGUACUGUAAGUAGCUGAAGAAAAUGUUAAAAACAAAAAAAGAGAAAAUAGUCUACUAGAUAUCACAUACUUUAUUUAAAACUGCAUCAUUUAAACAAUGUGUUCUUGAUGAGUAAAUCACUAGGAACAAAUUGAGGAUUGAAGAAAAAAGAUAUGUGGAUUUUGUGUAUGACAGUGCUAUGGAAAUCAUUGGAGAAGGAAUGGCCUAUUGGAAAGUGGAAGAUUAAUAUAAACAAGAAACAUUAGCUCUCUAUACCAUAUAUAAAAGUAAAAUUCAAAUAGAUUAAAGAACAAUAUAAAAAACAAAAUUCUAAAACUAUGAUGAAAAUAUAAUGUAUUUAUUACUAUAGAGUAACAGGAUAUUUUUUAAAAAACACAUGAAACAAUUCUAUUUUGGUGUAUUGUUUUCAGAGGCACCCAAAUAUGUGUUCAAAAACUAUAUAUGUUCACUGUGUUCUGUUAUGGUAUAUUGUCAUAUUAGCACCAAUAUAUAUGCACAAAGAGAUACAUAUUUACUGUAUUAUGCUUUGUAUUACUAUAAAUUGGGCAUAGCAUAAAUUUCUAUGGUAUAGAGGUAGAUCAUUAUGAUGUGAUUACUUAUUUGAUAUAAUACAGUAUUUACAGAACGCAAAUUUGACAUAGUUGCCUGGAUAGUUUACAACAUAAAAGGAGUAAAAAGCAAAGUGUACAAUAAAAUAUGAUACAUUUGUAUCAAUAUAAUAAAAUAAUGCAGAGAAUGGUACUGUGUAUUGAUGAUGGAUCCAUAUAUUACUGUGGUUUCUACUUUUAGGGCAUGGGAAAGGUAGGGAGGGAGUAGUUACAUUUACCUGUAAUAGUUCUUAAAGAAUUAAAGCAAAUAUGACAGUGGUAACAAAUCUGGUUGUGAAAAUUCUAUUGCUUUUUUUGUACUAUUUCUUGCUUUUGUUUAUUACCUAUUCUAAAAAAUAAAUUGAGUUGGUACAGGAAACCUGGACCCAUGUAAAUAACUUUUAAGUGGAUUCUUAUUUUUAUCAGAUACUAACAUUUACAGAGACUUCCUUUUGCUAACACGCAAAAUGAACCUGAAUUAAGAUAAUGCUUUGCUUACUGUGUCCUCAUAAUUUGAAUUAGGAUAAUAAAAAUAAGCGGUAUAUUGCA